AUGGCUGUGUUUCUGAAAGCAAUCCUGACAAUCUGUUUGCUGGUAGAAAUUAUCUCUACUACUCCGUUAAAACAACUAGGCAAGUUCAAAAGAGAGGUACAGAAAACGGACAAGUGCAGAUUUCAAAGAAAACUAACAAUAUUACAGAAACGGCUCAUUACGGAAUGCGAGAACCUGGAGGUACAUAACAAUUUUUUUUUUAUUAUGUUUUGCAGCCAAUUUAUUGCUUGUUUAACAAUUGCAAAGAAGGCAAGGAGGAAAGAUUUAUUACUGAAUGAACUUAUGGAAGCCAGAUGUUGUUACUUUCUCUCUCAGAAUGUGCUGUCUCUCUAAGAAUAAAAAGUAAGCACUUUCUUACACAGCAGAAAUAGUUCAACAGGACGUAUUGCUUUACUUAAUAUGCAGGCAUGACAUGUUGACAAUGAUACCCAAUUUGGUAUUUUACAUGUUGCAGAACUGAAAUAAUCAAAAUGAAUCUUUAAAACGUUCCUACUUUUAAAAGACAAUACAUUAUUAUCUUGUUAAUGUGCAGCUACUAGACAAAAUCUUCAAUACUUUAUAAUCCUGAGCCACAUCAGAACUUUUAUUCAGUGAUGUAUGCCACCUUGAGCUCCUUGCAGAAAGGUGGGGUGCAAAAUGUAAUGAAUAAAUAACUGUGUACAUUUUCAGGAUAAAAAUUAUGCUGCUAAGAGCUUAAGAUAUUUGCUAGUUGCUAUAAGUAGACCAGGCUAGUAUCUAAUCUAGAAUCAUAAAUAUUAAUAUAAGCAGAAACUGGUAAUGGUGAUUUUGUGAAUGCUCUCAGAACAAUGAGACAACAAGGAAACCUCAGAGUAAUCUCCUUUCUUUGUAAAAUCUAGAACUGAAAUUACAGGUCACACAUCCUGCUCUGCCCAGGGACCACAAUCCAGAGAUAUGAUGCUGAGGUCCAUGGCUGCAUAGCGUUCCCUGUGUAUCUUAGAGCAAUUGGCACAAUACACAUGAUACAAAUCCACCUAUUACCCCUUUAACCAUGUUUCCUUAUGCUGGUAGGCUUCUGUGCAUGAAAUAUACAGGAACAGGCUGCCUGUAGAAGAUUGUUUUCAAAAGAUUGUUUCUUCUUUAUGAGGACAAAAGUGUUCCUCUCACUCAGUUCAGCUUGCAAAGUUUACAGCAUGAGGGUUGUUGUUGUUGUUUUUUUAAAAAAAAAUGUUUUCCCUGGAGUUCUUUGCAGAACAUCCUUUUCACAGCAACGUCCAUCCUCAUAUCUUUGGCAAGUCUACAAAUGAGCCCUGAUGGUGGCAAUUGCCAUCCCAGGUUGGCUGUCCCCAGCAUCUGGCAACUAAGCAUACCCUGCCUUUGCAGGUAGAGGCUUCAUGUUGAAUUAUUGCAGCCACUGAGACACUCUUUCUCAUUGAAUCAGCCUAGUCCAUGUUUGAAGGCUGUCAAGAAGACCAGCAUGCACUUCUCCUGCUUCUUUCCUCUAAAAUGGAAAUGAGGGCGGGAGCAGGAGGCAGUUGCCGAAGGUUUAGCCAGAAAGUCAGGACUCGCUUGCCAAAGUUUCCUUCCUUAACCGAUUUAUUGCCUUUUGUUUUUCAGAAAUCAUCUUGUGGUAAUGAAGAAAUAAGGAAGAUUCGCUUUGAACCUCAUGCUGAGCGAACGGUAAGCAAAAUGUUUAUGUCCUUGACAUAAUGGACACUUAGAAAAUCUUCCGUAAUUUUCAAACAUCAGCCAUGGCUAAUUUAUUGAGGAGUGUCCACAGCUGGCAUCAAGCCAUUCUUCCUUCAUUAUUUUGAAAUGCUAUAUUUGGACCUUGAGAACCUUCAUAGGAGUCUCACAACUUGUACACUUUAUUUGAGAACUUCUCUACAGAUUACUGUCUAAGCCGUCACAGUGUUUGUUGCAAUGGUAGGUCAAUGGAAGGGACACUAAAUGAAAAACACAUCACAAAAAUGGAAUUCCACUGAAAACAUUCUCCAUAGUUGGAAAUUACCAUACAAUUUCUCAGUACAGGAGAUUUGUUGGGGUGACCUACAACGCUAGAUUACAUUUUGGGGAAAAUUGCAGCAUUUUUCAUAAAUCAAUACAUUACUUUUUACUUAGUUUUCUGCUUCCCUCAGUUAUAAAAGUUUUUGGGUGUGCCGCUUCUCAGCCUGCUACUUCAUUUGAUUCAGGCAGGUCUCUUCACAAUACGUGAUAUGGUUCAGGUUCAUAGAACUUUAAACCACUAAGAAAAAUGUGGUGGCAGAAAUCUAUAAGCUAUGCAAUGCCUUCUUAUGACCAACCAGGGGUAUGUGGAAAAGGAGCCUUGCUUCUGCAAGUAUUGAGGCCUUCUGUUUAAAACUUGAAGCCUUUCUCAGUCUGGAGUACAAGGAAGUCAUUCGUUAGGAGACAAGUGCCACAAUGCUAACCAUGUCUAUUCAGAAGUUAAUCUUACUUAAGUCACUGGAGUUUACUCCCAGAUAAAAAUUGCAGCCUAUUGCUGUCAUACAUUCUUGCCUUGGAGUAAGUCAUAUGGAACUCACUGGGGCUUUUUCUAAGGAGUCUUCAAUCUUAAAGACUCCAGGCGUUCAUCUUGUUAGUAUUUCACGCCUCCGAUGCAGCAGAAGAGAUUGGUGUAAAUCACAUGCCUGUCUAGGAAGAAUGUGGGAAUGGAAGACAGUCUUAUCUCUUCCGCUGUAUAUACUUACUGUACUGUACAGUGGUACCUUGGGUUACAGGCACUUCAGGUUACAUACGCUUCAGGUUACAGACUCCGCUAACCCAGAAAUAGUACCUCGGGUUAAGAACUUUGCUUCAGAAUGAGAACAGAAACCGUGCAGCAGCGGCAGCGGGAGGCCCCAUUAGCUAAAAUGGUACCUCAGGUUAAGAACAGUUUGAGGUUAAGAACGGACCUCCAGAAUGAAUUAAGUUCUUAACCCGAGGUACCACUGUACUUUUGCUUUUACUUCUGCCUGUUUCUUCUCUCAGAGCUGGAGAGAGAGGACGCCAUGACUCCUUUGUCUGUACAUAGUGUGUAAAUAAAUACAUAGAUUAGCUCUACGAUGUCUCACGCUUCUUGCUGUGUUUUACUACAAGAUUAGUGUACAUGUAUCAUUUGAUAUAUGUCGCUGAAGCGCACUGGAGAAGAAGGGGAAUGUCUUUUCCAGAGCUGCACAAACCGGAGGACGCUCAAAGUUUUGGGGUUGCAGCGGCACCUGCAUAGUUAUUAUGUCAUGUCUCUGGCUGGCAACCUGCUAGAAGGGAACAUGCUUUUUCUGAACAGCACUACAGUGGUGCCUUGCAAGACGAAAUUAAUCCGUUCCACGAGUCUCUUUGUCUAGCGGUUUUUUCAUCUUGCAAAGCAACCCUAUUAGCGGCUUAGCAGAUUAGCACUAUUAGCGGCUAUUAAAGGCUUAGCGGCUUAGCGGCUAAAAGGCUAUUAGCGGCUUUGCGGCUUAGAAAAAGGGGGGGGGAGCGGAAAAAAAACGCAAGACUCGCAAGACUUUUUCGUCUAGCGAAGCAAGCCCAUAGGGAAAUUCGUCUGGCGAAGCGCAUCGAAAAACAGAAAACCCUUUCGUCUAGCGGGUUUUUCGUCUUGCGGGGCACCACUGUAUUGCACUUCAAAAACCAGAUUAAAAUAUACACAGCAUAAUUGAAAAUGUGUAUACAAUGCAACUGGCUUGCCUAGGGAAAAGCAUCAGGAAUAGAUCUGCUAUAGCAUUAUUAUAUGGACCGAUAAUGAGUAACAUGCACCAUUCUGUCAGAUCAACAUACAGUGGUACCUUGGGAUGCGAACGGGAUCCAUUCCGGAGCCCCGUUCGCAUCCUGAAUGGAAUGUAAGAUGCGACGGCGUGUCUGCGCGUGUGCGGGUCAUGUUUUGCCGCUUCUGCACAUGCGCAUGACGUCAUUUUGAGCGUCUGCACAUGCGCAAGUGGCAAAACCCGGAAGUGACGUGCUCUGUUACUUCCGGGUUGCCGUGGAGCGCAACCCGAAAGUGCUCAACCUGAAGCACAUUCAACCCAAGGAAUGACUGUACAUAUAAAUUCUAGAGAACAUUUUCCUCCUAAACAGAUAAAUAAAAAAGUAUCACCUCAAAUGAAAAAAACGCGAAUGAACCUUGCAUUCAAACUGCGUUGAAGCGGUCAUGCUGCAUUCAAUUUUAAACCUUUUUUUCAACAGUGCAAAACUUAUGGCAGAGUAUUUUGCCAAGUCAACGAGGCUCUGAAAAAUGUCUCUCAAAGCGCUUGCAACAGCAGUGUAUCAAAUAUGCUUCCACCCGACUCUCUGUAUGAAGACCAUGUGAGUAUUUUUUGUAAACGUAUAUAUUUCUCCAUAGUGAGACAUAGUAGGGAAAUAGUUUGCGCCCCCUUUUUUAAACGUUCAGAAGGGAUUCUCGGUGGGUUGGGGUAUAUUUUUACAAAUGUAUUUACAAAUUGCUUUAACUUACUUUACCUAAGAGGUCACCUCUAAUCAACUGUCAGGAAAACCAAUAAAAAAUAAAUCUUUUCAAUGGGCCAAAAUAAGCUCAGGCCUCCUCCUCCUAAUUACCAUUUUAUUAGCAUUGUACUGUUGGAACUGUAUGGUCAAUUUAACUCUCCUUCCCCCCCCCCCAUCUUCUUUUAAAGACUAACUGCACUUUGCCAAACAUUGGUAGCAGGCCGAUGAAGGAAUUCUGUCCAGCUCUAUUGGACUACGUCAGAAGUUUAUAUGUCUGCUACGUGGACAAGAAAAAGUGUACAUCAUAA
Molecule: messenger RNA, 4703 nt
Organism: Podarcis lilfordi (Lilford's wall lizard)
Lineage: Eukaryota; Metazoa; Chordata; Lepidosauria; Squamata; Lacertidae
Source: the annotation of a GenBank genome assembly